AUGCUUGAUGAUUCAAAACAUUUUAAGCUUGGAGAAGAACAAUACACAAUAUUAAAAAGUUUUAACGAUGAUGUUACAAACUUUAAAGUGCAUAAAGUCUAUGAAGUGAAUGAACCGAAUGUUCUUUAUGUGAUAAAAGAGUACAAAACAACAGAUGCAUUCGAAAGAGAGUUACUGAUGUUCGGUGAAUUAAGAAACGCAGAGAACAUUAUGCAAAUGAUAAACUCAUGCCCAUCACAAGCUAUUAUAAAAUGCGAAUGUCCUUUAUAUGACUUGGAAUCAUAUUGGGUCAAUCGAGAACAUUACCAGAGACACGAAGAUAUAAUAAAGGAUGUAUUAACUGGUCUCUUGGAACUCCAGAAACGCAACAUAGUACACAAUGGAUUAACACCAAAAAGCAUAAUGUACUUUCAAGAAAAAGAAAUUGGAAGUUGGAAGUUAACUGAUUUUGAUACAGCAUGUUUUACCGAUAGUUUAUAUGAUGUGCAAUUUACAACAAAUUAUUCUGCUCCUGAGGUUAUGAGAGCAUACGAAAAAGAAAUUAAAAUUAAAGCGAAUUUUUCAAUGGAUAUGUUUUCUUUGGGACUAAUUUUGUACUUUAUUGAAACGGGGCAUCAUUAUUGGGAUGGAGAUAAUGAAGAAAAAAAAGAAGAGAUAAUUUCAGAAAAACCAUUGACACUAAUCAAUAUUCAAGCAUCUGUUGCUUGCGAUGUUCUUAACGAAUUGCUUGAUAAAUAUAGUUCACGUCGAAUGACGCUAAAAGAAUUUAUGCAUACACCAUAUUACAUUAAUGUGUCAGAACAAACGGAUAAUACAUAUAGGGAACAUCAGAUUGAUGAUGAGACCAAUUCUCAAGAAUCAGUUCAAGCUUUCCUUGAAAGAUAUCAUAACGAAAUGAAACAAAGUCUUAAAAUAUUGAAUGAUAAAAUUGAUAAUCGUACAAAGACCGUUGAAGAUAUAUAUGAAUUCACAAAGAAAAUCCCACAUCGUUUGGUACAAUUGAAAAAUGAGAAUGUCCCUAGAGUAUUUGUUAUAAUUCCUGAUCAAAAGGAUUGGAAAAGACCAGCGUCGUGGUUGGUUUCAAAGCCAUUUCGUCUUUUCUUUGUUUGCGAACACAAGGAGCAAUGGCACGUUCCAUAUCAGGAAGGUUAUAAAAUUCUUGAAACUCCUCAAUUUAUUAAAAAAUAUGGACCUUGGAUAAAUUUAUGUUUACAAACAUUGAGUGUCUUUCAAAAAGUCGUUGCUAGCAAUCUAUCAUCAAUUUUUAACACAAGUAAUACUGACAUUACACAAUAUUUUCAAGAAAUCAUCGAUACUAUUGAUAUUGGUGUAAGGACUGUGACCGAUGAAAAUCCUGAUUUUAUUCCUUUGAACGAUGAUAAGAGUAAUCCUUAUCUAACAAUAAAUGCUAUAGGCCUUCGAGAGCUCAAAAGGUUUCUUGAUACAAAAAGUAGCGCAGAUAAUUAUGGUGGAUUGACGCAAUGUUUUGAUGAUCAAACUCAAGAGAUUUUAUGGUUAUGUGAAGCACAUAGAAAUGAAUAUUACGCUAAAACUGUUGAACUAGAACCUUCUUAUGCAAUCCCUUCUCCUCCUUCAUCUUCUAUGUUUCCAAAAAUGCAUUCAAACUCUUCCAAUUCAUUUCGCUUUUCACCAAAUCCUUCAUCAAUCUCAUCAACUUCUCUUAGGUCAUCAAACUCAUUAGGAUCAUUUAAUAAUAUUCCAAUUCCAAAUCCUGGGUCAUCAAAUUCUUUUUCAUCUUUAAAUAAUUUUUCAAUUCCAAAUUCUGAGUCAAAUUUUCGAUCAAAAAUAAAUAUAACAAAUCUAGAUCCAUUUACUGAAUUGGAAAAUUUACAUAAAAUACUUUGCGAAUUAAUAGAGAAUACAAUGAUGUCCGGAAGUAAGCACUUUAGAAACGAUAAUACUGCGCAAAAGUUAUCUGUGUAUAUGAGCAAGUUUAAAGAUUUAUGUUCAUGUUGGUUUGAUAAUGACCAGAAACUUCAAUUUAUAAACAUCGUAAAAAAGCAAGUACAUUUAUAUAUUUACUGUCUAAGGUCAAUUGUACGUUAUUGUAUUGCUAAAAGUUCUAAUUCAGUUAGAGAACGAAUGUCAUUAUUUAUUGAUGGCAUAUUCGAAAAUAACAACAUCAUAAAAGCUGGGAAAUCAUUCAACGAACAUUUGGAUAAAUUAAUAGUUGCUCUUGAAGGGUCGCAAUAUGAUAGGCAGAGAUAUUUUCAGAUUACAGCUGAAUUAGAUAAUUUUAAAAACGAUCCAAAACUUUACGUAAAUAUUGAUAAUGAUUCAAAUAUAAUCAGUGUGAAAGAUUUAUCACAAUGGUACCAUACUGUUGAUCGAAUAUGCAUUGAAAACUUAGAAUCCCUAAUAGAUAUAGCAUACAGCGAUAAAUUGUUUAAUUCAACAAAACAAAUUUUAGAUGGUUUAAAACUUAUUACAGUAAAGUCUUUCAAAUUUAUCGAUCACGUCGACAAUUUUUUGUGUGUCGAGAAAGAAAUUUAUCUUUACAACGAACAUAAAUUGAAUGAUAGCGAUUAUAUCAUUAAAUUUUGUGGAUAUUCGAUUCAGAAUUGUAAACCCAUCCUAUUUCAUGAAUACGCGAACUUCGCUUGGGAAAUUUCGCAGGGCGUAAAAUACUUGCAUGAGAAAAAGAUCUUACAUUUGGAUCUUCGAAGUGAAAAUAUUUUACUACAAUACGAAGAAAUGACAAAAAAUCUAGUACCGAAAAUAUCUAAUUUUCUUUGGAGUAAAUAUUCACUUUACAGUAAGAUUUCAGUGAAUCCAAAAAUAACAAUUCCUUCUAAUGAACAAGUAUGGAAACGCUGGUAUGAUCCAGAUAGACUACGAAGUAAAACGAGCUUUGAAUCACUUCUUCCGCCAUCUGAUAUAUAUAGCCUAGGAUUAUUGUUUUGGGAGAUCGCUUGGAGUAGAGAUAAUAAUUUACCAUUUAAAGAUGUUCCAAUUAAUGAGCUUUAUAUUCAUAUUUGUUUAAAUCACCAUAAAGAAAUAUUGCCUUCAAUUCCAUUAGAGUAUAAAAGCUGGAAACUUUUAAUUGAUAAAAUGUGGCAAUUAAAGUCAGAAGAUCGUUGUAAUAUUAUUGCUGUAGAAAUAACCAUGAAAAAUUUACUUGAAGAUAAAAUAACUUCCGAGAGCGCUUUCAGUAAAAAUCUUAACAUGGAAGAUAUAACUGAAUCUAUCGAUGAAACAGAGGAAAAAGCAAGAAAAUGGAUUGAAGAUACUAUUAAGUAA
Messenger RNA from Funneliformis caledonium, 3261 nucleotides. Lineage: Eukaryota; Fungi; Glomeromycota; Glomeromycetes; Glomerales; Glomeraceae. The record is from the annotation of a GenBank genome assembly.